UGUGCUUGACCACCACGCUCUUUGGUUCUGGACCACCACGCUCAGCUUGGGAAACGUCAGUUACGUUUCCGGGACAUGGCCCAUGACAUUUUAGGACCUGGAUGGGGCAAGUAUUUUGUGGGACCACUUCAAUUGGGAAUAUGCUAUGGUGCAGUUAUUGCUUGUAUACUUCUUGGAGGCCAGAGCCUCAAGUUUAUUUACUUGCUCUCCAAGCCAAAUGGGAAUUUACAACUCUACCACUUCGUGGUAAUUUUGGGAGCCCUGAUGCUUGUAUUGGCACAAAUGCCAUCUUUCCACUCCUUAAGGCACAUCAACCUCAUCUCCUUAGUACUAUGUCUUGCUUACUGUGCUUGUACCAUAGCUGGUGCUAUAUACAUUGGAUACUCCAAAAAAGCACCCACGAAGGAGUAUUCUGUAACUGGAGUUGGCAUUAAUCGCAUUUUUGGCAUUUUUAAUCCUAUUUCAAUCAUUGCGACCACAUAUGGCAACGGAAUUAUUCCCGAAAUACAAGCAACGAUAGCAGCCCAAGUGACCGGGAAAAUGUUCAAAGGACUUUUGGUAUGUUACGCUGUUGUGAUUUCAACAUUUUUCAGCGUUGCCAUAUCUGGGUAUUGGGCAUUUGGGAAUCAGUCUCAGGGAUCAAUUCUUCAAAAUUUUAUGGUUGAUGGGAAGCCUUUGGUGCCCAGGGGGUUUCUUUUGAUGACCAAUGCUUUCACUCUCUUGCAAGUGACAGCUGUUGUUCUGACGUACUUGCAACCAACAAACGUAGUGAUCGAGUGCAAGUUUGCAGAUCCAAAGAAGGAUCAAUUCUCCAUUCGCAAUGUCGUGCCACGGUUGAUUUUUAGAUCAUUGUCCGUUGUCAUUGCCACACUUUUGGCCGCCAUGUUACCUUUCUUCGGUGACAUCAUGGCGUUAUUUGGGCCAUUCGGAUGCAUUCCUUUGGAUUUCAUUUUGCCUAUGAUUUUCUACAAUGUGACAUUCAAACCCUCCAAGAAAAGCAUAAUAUUUUGGGGAAACACAUUCAUUGCAACGAUCUCCACAGUGUUGUCAUUGGUCGGAGCAGUGGCAUCGGUUCGACAAAUUGUUCUUGAUGCAAAAACCUGCCGUUUGUUUGCUAACAUGUCAAUAUAUGUAAUGUUGAGAGCAACAUAAGAAAUGAA
This is a messenger RNA of Camellia sinensis, 1160 nucleotides long. The record is from RefSeq and is a predicted model, not a curated record. Lineage: Eukaryota; Viridiplantae; Streptophyta; Magnoliopsida; Ericales; Theaceae.